This is a messenger RNA of Mandrillus leucophaeus (drill), 1435 nucleotides long. RefSeq names its product fucosyltransferase 10 (alpha (1,3) fucosyltransferase) (gene POFUT3). NCBI's taxonomy places the organism in Eukaryota, Metazoa, Chordata, Mammalia, Primates, Cercopithecidae. The record is from RefSeq and is a predicted model, not a curated record.
GCUCCAGUCCCAGUCCAGUUGGAGAAACGGAAAGUUUCCCUGUCUCGAAGAAGAGGGCCCCCGCAGCCUUCCCGAGAACUUUCCAUGGGGCCGUGGCCUCAGGCGGACUGUGAACCAAGAUCACCAGCAGGGGGCGGCCCAGUGUUCUUAGAACCCGGGUCCCACGAGCUUGUGAACAGGGCACGAGUGAAAUCCCGGAUCCAGGUGCUUCCGCCGGAACGUGCCCCGAGCUCGCCCGCGCGGCUGCCUCCGCCGCUCCUGAUCGGCUCUCCGGGUCUUCCCGGGGCCCAGGCUGGGGCUCAUAGGGAGAAAGGAAGCGGCGCUGCGGUCCGCGGGGCGAACCCUGCUCCGCGCGAGAAUUUUUUGAUGCCUUCUUAUUUGGAUAAAUCUCCAGCUGCUCUGGUGAUAGCCUAAGAAGACUGCAUGCUGCUUCCUCUUGAUGCCAAGCCAGGCCCUCUCGCAACCUCGGAUCUCAGUCCUUCAUGGAGACCAGGUCCCAGCAGGAAUGGCAGUGCAGGAAAUUGGCGCCCAGAUGGUUCUUCCAUGUGAAGUUGUCUCGGGCUCUGGGCUGACGAGAGAACACCUGGUAACCAGGUUAGCCCUCUGUCAGUCACCUAGGGCAGGGCAGCAUGGUGCGGAUUCAGAGGAGGAAGCUUUUGGCAACUUGCCUGUGCAUCACAGCCACCGUCUUUCUGCUUGUCACACUCCAGGUCAUGGUUGAGCUGGGGAAGUUUGAAAGGAAGGAGUUUAAAAGUUCUAGUUUGCAAGAUGGACAUACAAAAAUGGAGGAAGCACCUACACACCUUAAUUCAUUUCUUAAGAAAGAAGAAUUAACUUUCCACAGGAAAAGAAAAUGGGAAUUGGACAGCUACCCCAUUAUGCUCUGGUGGUCCCCGCUGACAGGGGAAACUGGGAGGUUAGGCCAAUGUGGAGCAGAUGCUUGUUUCUUCACCAUCAACCGGACCUACCUGCGUCAUCACAUGACCAAAGCAUUCCUCUUCUAUGGUAAGCAGGGCUUUCGCCUUUCUCCUUUGUUUGCUGUGGUCUUACUCCAAAGCUGAGUUACAGCUUACCACUGAAAAGUGAUGGUGGAGCUCCCCUUGAAAACACUUUAACACCCCUGAUUUCCUUUGCAUUUGCUCUGUGGAAGGCCGGAGCAUUUAGCAGAUACAAAAAAGAAACAAGCCUGGCUGGGCGUGGUGGCUUCUGAAUUCUCUAACACGUUUAUCUCUGAAGGGUUGGAUAAGGGAUUAUGAUCUUCUAGUUGUGCAUUAAGAUGAAGCAAAGUUAAAUGUUGAGUUUAAUUUCCCAAAUUUUAACAGAAGCUUCUAGAAAGAUUUCCAUUGCAUACACACAAAAAAAUAGAUAAUAUAAUGAGCAUUUAUGUACCUAUCACAUAGCUUAAGGCAUAAAAUAUUACAUGUAUAAUUGAAAA